GCACUCUGGGGGAACAUGGCCGCUUCCGGUCUCCCUCCCGGGCCGGCGCUGGCCUGACUGCGGCCCCGGUCCGUAGCACUCCGCCCUCCGCUUCUCCCGCCCUGUAGCCGCGAAGACUGCUUCAGCCUUUCCCUGUGCUGCCCCUGCCGCGCGAUGGAGAAGAGCUCGAGCUGCGAGAGUCUUGGCUCCCAGCCGGCGGCGGCUCGGCCGCCCAGCGUGGACUCCUUGUCCAGUUAAUGUGUUAAGAGCCAUUGACAUUUGAAGAUCAUCAGAAGUGAAGAUAAAACAUCUCAAAAAUUAUAAUUGCCUCCACUUCUCAUUCAGAGAAUUCAGUGCAUACAAAAUCAGCUUCUGUUGUAUCAUCAGAUUCCAUUUCAACUUCUGCCGACAACUUUUCUCCUGAUUUGAGGCCCAUGCAGUCCAGUUCGGGAGCUAAGUCACUUAAACACUGUGUGAUAGUUCCUACACAUCUCAUUAUAGUUUAGGGAGUCUCGCUCUAUCCCCUAGGCUGGAGUGCAUUGGCGCCAUCUCGGCUCAUUUGCAACCUCUGUCUCCCGGGUUCAAGCGAUUCUCCUGCCUCAGCUUCCCGAGGAGCUGGGAUUACAGGUCCUGAGGGAGUCUAACAAGUUAGCAGAAAUGGAAGAACCACCCUUGCUUCCAGGAGAAAAUAUUAAAGACAUGGCCAAAGAUGUAACUUAUAUAUGUCCAUUCACUGGCGCUGUACGAGGAACUCUGACUGUCACGAAUUAUAGGUUAUAUUUCAAAAGCAUGGAACGGGAUCCCCCAUUUGUUUUAGAUGCUUCCCUUGGUGUGAUAAAUAGAGUAGAAAAAAUUGGUGGUGCUUCUAGUCGAGGUGAAAAUUCUUAUGGACUAGAAACUGUGUGUAAGGAUAUUAGGAAUUUACGAUUUGCUCAUAAACCUGAGGGGCGGACAAGAAGAUCCAUAUUUGAGAAUCUAAUGAAAUAUGCAUUUCCUGUCUCUAAUAACCUGCCUCUUUUUGCUUUUGAAUACAAAGAAGUAUUCCCUGAAAAUGGGUGGAAGCUAUAUGACCCUCUUUUAGAGUAUAGAAGGCAGGGAAUUCCAAAUGAAAGCUGGAGAAUAACAAAGAUAAAUGAACGAUAUGAACUUUGUGAUACAUACCCUGCCCUCCUGGUUGUGCCAGCAAAUAUUCCUGAUGAAGAAUUAAAGAGAGUGGCAUCCUUCAGAUCAAGAGGCCGUAUCCCAGUUUUAUCAUGGAUUCAUCCUGAAAGUCAAGCCACAAUCACUCGGUGUAGCCAGCCCAUGGUUGGAGUGAGUGGAAAGCGAAGCAAAGAAGAUGAAAAAUACCUUCAAGCUAUCAUGGAUUCCAAUGCCCAGUCUCACAAAAUCUUUAUAUUUGAUGCCCGGCCAAGUGUUAAUGCUGUUGCCAACAAGGCAAAGGGUGGAGGUUAUGAAAGUGAAGAUGCCUAUCAAAAUGCUGAACUAGUUUUCCUGGAUAUCCACAAUAUUCAUGUUAUGAGAGAAUCAUUACGAAAACUUAAGGAGAUUGUGUACCCCAACAUUGAGGAAACCCACUGGUUGUCUAACUUGGAAUCUACUCAUUGGCUAGAACAUAUUAAGCUUAUUCUUGCAGGGGCUCUUAGGAUUGCUGACAAGGUAGAGUCAGGGAAGACGUCUGUGGUAGUGCAUUGCAGUGAUGGUUGGGAUCGCACAGCUCAGCUCACUUCCCUUGCCAUGCUCAUGUUGGAUGGAUACUAUCGAACCAUCCGAGGAUUUGAAGUCCUUGUGGAGAAAGAAUGGCUAAGUUUUGGACAUCGAUUUCAACUAAGAGUUGGCCAUGGAGAUAAGAACCAUGCAGAUGCAGACAGAUCGCCUGUUUUUCUUCAAUUUAUUGACUGUGUCUGGCAGAUGACAAGACAGUUUCCUACCGCAUUUGAAUUCAAUGAGUAUUUUCUCAUUACCAUUUUGGACCACCUAUACAGCUGCUUAUUCGGAACAUUCCUCUGUAAUAGUGAACAACAGAGAGGAAAAGAGAAUCUUCCUAAAAGGACUGUGUCACUGUGGUCUUACAUAAACAGCCAGCUGGAAGACUUCACUAAUCCUCUCUAUGGGAGCUAUUCCAAUCAUGUCCUUUAUCCAGUAGCCAGCAUGCGCCACCUAGAGCUCUGGGUGGGAUAUUACAUAAGGUGGAAUCCACGGAUGAAACCACAGGAACCUAUUCACAACAGAUACAAAGAACUUCUUGCUAAACGAGCAGAGCUUCAGAAAAAAGUAGAGGAACUACAGAGAGAGAUUUCUAACCGAUCAACCUCAUCCUCAGAGAGAGCCAGCUCUCCUGCACAGUGUGUCACUCCUGUCCAAACUGUUGUAUAAAGGACUGUAAGAUCAGGGGCAUCAUUGCUAUACACUCUUGAUUACACUGGCAGCUCUAUGAGUAGAAAGUCUUCGGAAUUUAGAACCCAUCUAUGAGAGAAAGUUCAGUCACUUUAUUUAUUUUAAAUCUCUCUAGGAUGAGUUUAGAACUGUAGCAGUGCAGGUGGCUUAAGUGAAGUAACUCCAUAUGUAAUUACAUGAUUAUGAUACUAAUCUUUUAAGUAUCCAAAGAAUAUUAAAAUACUUCAAUCCUGGAUUCACAGUGGGAACAAGUUUCUAUUAAAAGGCAAAUGCUGUUACAAAUUUUUGGCAUCUGGUAAUAUUAAAACCAUUUUAGAAAUACACUCUGUGCUCACUGUGCAGAGGAACAUCAGUUUUCAAACCAACACUGAAAUUCUGUGGCAUCACAUAUAUUGGGCCUUGAUGUCAUGACAGAUCAAAAUCAUUUGAUAUCCCUUUCUCCAUUCUAGGUUUUUCUUUUUUUCAGUAACUGAUUUACCUUGAUCACUUUUCAACUUCCAUAUUCUUCAUAUAGUAAAAGGCAAAGUGUUGAAGAUACUACGGUGUGGUAGUAGUUGAAAAUUAUUGCCGUCAUUAUUUACAUACUUAAGACAUAUUAGCAAGUUGAUCCAAAAUGGGAGGCCUUAUAGAUGUGCUUGGGGGAAAAUGAAGGGGAGAAAGUAGCCAUACAGGAGUUCAAAGAAUUCCAUGCCCUUCAGAUUAGCCCAAUUACCAGAAACAUCAUGAAAGAUAUUUUAAAAACUAAUUAUUUACUACAGUGUAUUUCACUUGUCUUGUGUGUCUGAACACACAGAAGCUAAUUAGCAAGUUUUUAAGAAGUAUUUAAAAAUCUUACUAGGAUUGACAUUUUUUCUGAAUUCUGUAUAAAUAGCUUAUAGUGAGAAGUACUGUGCUCAAAUUUUACAUUUUUUUCCUUUGCAAAUUCUGUAAUUUCACUCAACGAUUAAGUCUACCAAAGAACACACUGCAUGUAAAAGAUGUAUUACAAUCUCAAAGCCAGUAAAAGAAAUCUUGCUUCACUGUUCACCUGCUACAAGUAAGAGUUUGGUGCUGGUAGAAACAUUUGACUCUGAUGUCUAUUUUAUUCUACAUAAGAGCCAUAUGUAAUGUACUGUAACAAAGGAGCUUCUUGUCCCCUUGGUCUUUUAAUUAAAAGAAAUUCCAACUGACUUUUAAACUUUGUUCUUGUCCAAAGUUGCCAUUUCUUUUUUUUCCCCAGAAAUAUUUGGAAAUUAUUGGAGGAAUAUGCACCCCAGAUGAAAAUGUUCAGUUUGUACCCAUUUUUCCUUAACCAACACCCAAAUCAAACAAUUAAAAUAUACAGUGUUUUUCCACUCACUAAUUCACUAUACAGAGAGUCUGAACCUUAGCCUCCCUCUUGGUCUUGCAGUGAGGAAGUUUCUAUUAGUAUAUCCAAUUUAGCAAAAUUGGUACCAAAAUGAUUUCUUUGGUAAUUGUGUGAAAUAUAAGCUUUUUAACAGGGCAUUUAAGUGGCUAGCAAAUCAGUAAUUAAAAAUUAAGCUUUCUACUCCAAGUAUUUCACAAACGCAUCUGCCAUUUUCCUCAUUUAAACCUUGGUUAUCUUGGCCUGAUACCACAUAAAAGAAUGUAGAAUGGCUGAAGAGAUCAAGAAUUUAAAGCUUCUAGUCUUAACAUACUUGCAUCCACUUCAAAUUCAAAUCAAAAGCCAGGGAAAUCUAAGUGCAACCCUACCACUUCUCUGCUGAGAACCUUCCAGUGGUUCCCCUCACCUUCUGCAGAAGUCUCCAAUAUGGAGUACAUGCACUUGGGCAUUUAAUAUAUACCACUGGUGUGUGUGGGAGGGAGGGAGGAGGAAUACUAGCCCUUUUUAUAUAUUUACACAAGCAAAACUUUUAAAUAUUUGAAUUGACAGUUACAUGUUUCAUAACUUUGUAUGUCUAUUGGUUGUGCAGGUGUAAUUUUUUCCCUUUUUGAUUAGGGUUACAAAAUUUAGAGACCAGUAUGAUUAAGUUGAAGCUCCUUAGCCUCCUUCGACCUAGUCUCUGCAUACCUCAACUUUUACGUACCAAUGCUACUCUGCUGUUCACAAUUGCCUCAUGUAAUCUGCAGAUUCCUGCCUCCCCACUUUGGUUCAGUCUGUCUUGUGCACCUGGAACAACUGUUCUCCCUUGUGACUAAUUCCUAUUUUCUAGAGUUUAGGCAUCAUCUCUUCCUUUGGGAAGUUAUCUGAUUCACGACUGCCUUCUCUGACAUCCCCACCUUCCUCUGUGCCCCCAUAGCACUGUGUAUACCGCUACUACCACUGCAAUUCACAUUAUAUUGGAAUGAACAAUUCACAUGUCUACCACAAGUCUGUAAACAUAACCUUAUUUGAAAUGAAUUGCAAUAAAGCUCUGUUACAACGUAA
Homo sapiens (human) is the source of this 4762-nucleotide messenger RNA. RefSeq names its product myotubularin related protein 2 (gene MTMR2). The transcript is spliced from 18 exons. NCBI's taxonomy places the organism in Eukaryota, Metazoa, Chordata, Mammalia, Primates, Hominidae. Gene Ontology annotation, biological process: negative regulation of receptor internalization; negative regulation of receptor catabolic process; positive regulation of early endosome to late endosome transport. Gene Ontology annotation, molecular function: phosphatidylinositol-3,5-bisphosphate 3-phosphatase activity; identical protein binding; phosphatidylinositol phosphate phosphatase activity. Bases 637 to 2352 code for a protein of 571 amino acids. The record is from RefSeq and is marked reviewed. Gene Ontology annotation, cellular component: synaptic membrane; axon; cytosol.